Molecule: messenger RNA, 911 nt
Organism: Drosophila eugracilis
Lineage: Eukaryota; Metazoa; Arthropoda; Insecta; Diptera; Drosophilidae
Product: calcyphosin-like protein
Exons: 5
Coding region: 128-769 (213 amino acids)
Molecular function (GO): calcium ion binding
Source: RefSeq, a predicted model, not a curated record
UCCGCACACGCGACACGUGCGUGGUAAACUCCGUAUUCCUGGGACAUUGUGCAUUGUGAAAAGUUGAAACUGUUGAAACUGGAAUAAAAUAAUAAUAGACACUGAGUGUCAGCAGCUGCCGGGAAAGAUGCCACGCGAGGACGACUACAACAAGGAGGCCGCCCUGAAGAAUCUGGCCAAACGCGAGUUGGCCAACGGAUUGGACAAGGAUCCAAUUUACAAAUUGCGCCUGCAGUGCUUCAGUCGCGGUGCCACCGGCAUCUUGGGCCUGUCCAGAGCAUUUCGGGUGAUGGACGACGAUGGCAGCAAAACACUCAGCGCCGAGGAGUUCAAAAAAGGAGUCACGGAUAUUGGUCUGGAGCUGAGUGAUUCAGAAAUCGAGGAAAUGUUCUCCAGCUUCGACACAGACGGCAGUGGCAACAUAAAUAUGACUGAAUUUUUGGUCAAGUUGCGGCCCCCUAUGAAUAACUCACGUAUCAGCAUCAUCGAAAAAGCCUUCGACAAGAUGGAUGUCAAUGGCGAUGGUCAAAUUACUGUUGCCGAUUUGAAGAAUGUUUAUUCUGUCCGAGAUCAUCCAAAGUACUUGAGUGGUGAGAUGACAGAGGCUCAGAUAUUCACGGGAUUCCUUAAGAACUUCGAAGUGGGUGCUCCGAAUCCAGAUGGAAUCGUGACCAAGGAGGAAUUUAUUAACUACUAUGCCACGAUCAGCGCCUCGAUCGAUAAUGAUGCCUAUUUUGAUCUUGUGAUGCGUCGCGCCUACAAACUAUAGAUAUGUUCCUCUGAGAAUUUUCAAUUUUAACGUCCAUUCGCCGUCUUUGAAGCUUGAUCAGUUAAUUGAAUCGCACACUUGUAUUAAUAACUAAAACGCCAAGCCAAUGUUUUAAUUAAAUUUACUAGUAAUGUUGAAACUU